This is a messenger RNA of Penicillium waksmanii, 3396 nucleotides long. RefSeq lists its product as uncharacterized. Bases 1 to 3396 code for a protein of 1131 amino acids. The transcript has 7 exons. The record is from RefSeq and is a predicted model, not a curated record. NCBI's taxonomy places the organism in Eukaryota, Fungi, Ascomycota, Eurotiomycetes, Eurotiales, Aspergillaceae.
AUGGGCCGCUCGCGUGUUCUUUCGUUUAUAUCAACGUUCGGUGCCCCUAAAAACAAUGACUCCGCAAAGGAAAAUCGCAAAGAGAAUCGUAAGUCGUCUAGCAAUGUGACGCCGACUCAGACUCCGCCACGGUGGCAGACUCCCUCGCCAGACACACCCUCCCCUCCCUCCGAACUGUCGCCGGUCAAUGGUUCAACUCCGAGAGGGGAGGCAAUCGGAUCGCGACCAGCAUCUAUGAUCUUCUCCCGCAACCCGCCACUCGCGACCCAAACAGAGGAUACCCCACCGGAGUUAUCGCCGAUCUUCACCUAUCUCAAUAUCCACACCAACAAGGUCUAUCAAGAAGGCUACUUCCUUAAGUUGAAUGACCAGGAUAACCAUGGACGACCAUCCCUUGAUCGCCAGUGGAUGGAGUGUUAUGCGCAGCUCGUCGGUACUGUUCUUUCCCUCUGGGAAGCUUCUGCGCUGGACGCGGCAGACGGUGCCGAUGUCCCUGCGACCUUCAUUAAUUUAGCCGAUGCGUCGAUCAAAAUGAUCGAAACAUUGCCCAUCCGAAACGGAGCGGUUCAGCCGUUGAAAAACGUUCUCAGUCUCUCCUCUGCAGGAAAAAACCGCUACUUGCUACAUUUCAACUCUUUCCAUUCCAUGACCCAAUGGACCGCCGCUAUUCGUCUUGCUAUGUACGAGCACACCUCGCUUUAUGAAGCUUACACAGGAUCUCUCAUUGCUGCCAAAGGCAAAACGCUGCCUGGAAUCCAGAGUAUUCUGGCUCCAUCCAAGUUUCGCCAUGAAGAUUGGACUCGCGUCAGAUUCGGUGCAGGAACACCUUGGAGGCGAUGCUGGUUUGUUAUCAACCCACCCGACGAAAAGGAGAUCCAAAAGGCUCGCAAGGCGAUGAAGAAAUCCGCCUACGAUCGACUUUCAAUUCCCAUAACCGGCAGCAUCAGCUUCUACGAGACGAAGAAGACCAAAAAGGUCACACCGAUAGCGACAGUCACUCACGUAUACUCGGCGUAUGCAAUUUACCCCCAAUCCAAGGCUCUGAUCGAACAAUCCACUUUGGUGAAGAUGGAAGGCUUGGUGACUCUACAUGCAGAGCGCCAAACUGCGGAGGGAAUGGUCUUUGUCAUGCCCGAGCUGCAUGCCGCGGUGUCUGGGCUCGAAAUGAUGCUCCGGUUCCUCUUCCCGACAUUUGACACAUUUAAUCUCUAUGGACGUCCAACUCGCCUCGUGGCCGACACGAACCAUAUCAAGAGCAUCAUGUUCGCAUUCCCCAAAGAACGUCGGUACGGUUAUUUGGAUGUUCUGGAUAUCGUGAAUCUCCUGCAAAUUCCAGGAAGCUUGAGUUGGAAUGAAGCCCAGUGGAGGAGACAGCUGAAGGAAGCAACUCAAAGUCGAAUGUCUACGGGCAGAAGCAGAACCAACAGCGUCAAUAGCACCCGCCCUCGUUACCGUGCCAGCAUUUCCGCUCGGACUAGUGAUACGCCAACCGACUCAUCUCGCCGCCCCUUUCAAUCUCCUGAAUCCAAGCCCGAAUUCAACCAUUCAACAGAUGCCGUCAUUCAAAACCCUUCCAAGAUCGGUGAGCCCACGGGAUACCAUUCGCGUGGAAUGUCGGAUAUUACUGGGUUCCAAACCGAGCGGAGGCCCGGUCAUGAUUCCAUGGUGGAUAGUUCCCCCGACUCGUCUGCCCAAGACCUAGUGCAGCGCGACAGAGCCCAGGCUCUUGCAGGGCCUAUUACGGAGCAUACUGGUUUCGAAGGCGAAAGGCAUCCUGAGGAGGCAAGGCACGCGAAUCGGUUCGCGGAGCGUGCGCCACGCACGCCACCAUCUCCUGUCACCACCCCACCGGACUUUUCUCAUGGCCCAAGAUCCAUGCCUACGAACCGCCCGGAGGCAACAUACGCGCAGACCCGAGAGAACAACAGAAUGUCUUACGCUACUCUUUCUCAGUUGACCUCCGUUGGGGCGAUGUCAACUGUGGGAGGAGUUGCCGCGGCGCUUCGUAACCAAGACUCGGAUUCCAGUAUUGGCACCAGACGGCAAGCCCAGGCCACCAGUCAUCCGCUCCCUGAACCGCCUUUCCAAUCUGAAAGCACUCGUCUUGCACACUACUCUAGUGAUGAAGGCCUUGGUCUCGCGCUUCCAGUUCGUCAGGCCCAGGUUGCAGAACAGCCCCGGCAUAUGGAGCAACGACCGGCGACAGCUAGCUCUGACAGUACAUCAUCACCUCAGCAUAAUCCGCAGAUUGAUGCAGCUAAGUCAGUAAGGCGCAAGCCCCUCCCGCAGCGGCAAGUAUUUGGUGCGCCACGCUCUUCUCAGGAUCCAGGAGAGCCAAGCUUUGAUGACCUUCGUCAUACAUUAGACGAAGAUGCAUUGAAUCGAAUUGCACCUCACCUUCCCUCGCCAGUCUCUCCGACCUUUACCCAGGAGGAAAGUGUGUACGAUGACGCAUCCGCCAUUUCACCUGAUUACGCAAGUACCCAUGAUUCUGUUUAUAGUAAGAAGUCAGUGAAGUCGACCAAGCCCCGAAUGGGUGUCAUGAAGACCGUGGGGCAGCCCACUAAGCAAGAUCUUGUCAUCGGAGAUGCUCACUACACGCCCGACAAGCCUUCAGAGCCCAACUUUGAUAUCCCAACAGUGGAUUUCGGGCCAACAAUGACUUAUAUGCCUACGACCGGACGACCCAACACUGGCGACACUCUGAGAAAAGCUUCCAACCAGACAGAUGCCGAGCGAUACCGAAUUAAUGUUCCCACUAAUCCAAUGGGGCAUGAGCGGUCUCCCAGCCAGGAAGAUCACCGCCGACGAAGUGUCCUAUGGCAGCCCGGAAUGGCAUCUGGCCGGCCUACAACUCCCGGUGGGGGCCUUACACCCGAGCACAGUAACACACCGCCGCUACAGCGGCCCGUCUCUGGAGAUUGGACCCAACAAGCUCGGCCCAACUCGCGUAUGACAUCUUACCAGGACCCCAACUACCGUCCCUCCUCGCGCGCAAUAACCAAAAGGCUCAACCAUCUGCCGGUGGGGGUCUCAGUUUCGUCGAUUGAUGCUCGUGAGCGCGAGAAGCGUGCCAUGAAGGAGGGCUUGUCAAAUCACAUGGUUCAGCAUGCGAUCGCCCACCGCAACCAGCACAUGAUGCAGCAGCCACCUCAGCAGCAGCAGCAGCAGCAGCAGCAGCAAUUUACGCCUCAGCAAUAUGCGUCCCAGUACGCGGGGUCUCUCUAUCACCCUCAGGCCCAAGCCCCUGUCCGCCAGGGGGGCGAACCCCGCCGCCAGUCUUGGUACGGACAGCUCAGCCACGCGCCGCCGACACCACCUAGCUAUCAACAGAGCCAGAACUACGUUCAGCAGGGAGGCAACUACUACAGCGGGGUCAACACCAUGCAUCAUUAA